Messenger RNA from Panicum virgatum (switchgrass), 959 nucleotides. RefSeq names its product cytochrome b561 and DOMON domain-containing protein At5g35735-like. NCBI's taxonomy places the organism in Eukaryota, Viridiplantae, Streptophyta, Magnoliopsida, Poales, Poaceae. The coding region runs from base 146 to 778 and encodes 210 amino acids. The record is from RefSeq and is a predicted model, not a curated record. The transcript has a single exon.
CUCAGCUUCUGGCCACACCUCAAGGCUUGUACUCUCGCUUCGAGUGGGAUCCCCAGGAGGCGCGUCCGUGCAGAAGAGCUAGCAAUCGAAGCAGCACAAGAGCGCAUCCGUACGUGUCCGGUGCUCCGUGUGCUCUCCAGUUCCAAUGGCAAGGCGAAACCAUUCGGUGUGGCUCCUCGCCGCGGCCGCGCUGCUCUUCGCUGCCACGGCGACGGCGCAGGACAACUGCUCGUCCGCCAGGUUCCCCGCGGGGCGGUCGUUCCAGCGGUGCACCGCCCUGCCCGAGCUCGGCGCCAGCCUUUACUGGACGCACCACCCGGUGAACGGCACCGUCGACGUCGCGUUCCGGGCGCCGCAGAGCGCCGGCGGCUGGGUCGCAUGGGGAAUCAACACCCAGCGCCCCGGCAGCAUGGUCGGCAGCAGCGUGUUCAUCGCCUCGCAGGAUGGCAGCGGCGCGGUGUCCGUCCUGACGACCUACCUGGAGAGCACGGCGCCCAGCCUCACCAACAACACACUCAAGCUCGCCGUGCCCGCCGGGCCAGCCGCCGAGUACUCGGGCGGCGCGUACACCAUCUACGCGACGGUGGCGCUGCCGGGGAACAGCACAGUGCAGAACACGGUGUGGCAGGCCGGGCCGCUCAGCGGCGGGCAGAUAGCGCCGCACCCGACGUCCGCGGCGAACCUGCGGAGCGCCCAGAAGCUGGAUUUCCUGUCCGGCAGCCGGAGUACAGGGGCACCUAGGAUGCAUCGUCGUAACUUGAGGGAAUUUCUGGAAUAAAAUACCGGUGGUUACGUACUGUCUAUCCCAUGCCUCCAGUGAAGAAAAUUAGAAAAAAAGGAUAAAAGAGCAUGAUAAAUUGUUUGUCCAUAAAAAUCGAUCCAGUUCUAAAUUGAUCAUAGGCUCUGUACAUACUAUAUGUUUCCAUUCAUGAUAUAUCAAGUUCGAUGAGUUGAAUACA